Molecule: messenger RNA, 618 nt
Organism: Cyphellophora attinorum
Lineage: Eukaryota; Fungi; Ascomycota; Eurotiomycetes; Chaetothyriales; Cyphellophoraceae
Exons: 1
Coding region: 1-618 (205 amino acids)
Source: RefSeq, a predicted model, not a curated record
AUGGCUGCCCCUACAGAAGAACCCGCCAGCAUGCAAAAAGCGCUGGACGACCUCAUCUACACAGCUACUCAGGCCUGUCGACAAAGCGAGGAAAUAGCGGUCCAAGCCUCUCAGAAUGAAGCACAAGCACAAAAAGUUGUAUCUGCGAUCAGCCAGACACGAUCAGAGCUUAGAGAGGUCCAAACCACCGUUAACCUGAUGAACGCGAAACUCACUCAGCUGGACCCAAAGCCCGAGGAUCUGGAGACUGAGCCUAAGCAGUGGCCUGCAAACGCUGGUGAUCUCGCGGCUUCAACCAUGAGUUUGAACGCGGUGAGCAAGGAUCUGUUGGCCCUGGUGACUCGGAUGAAGUCAGAUGUCAAAGUACCAGCAGCUGCGGAGGACGAUGUUCAGGAACAUGCUGAGCUGCACGAUGGUCAAGAAGUUGCAGCCCCAGCUGUCGAGGAAGACAGUGAUGUGCUCGCCACCCGUCCGAAGUUGAAGAAAUCAAUACACAAGAAGCGCGCUAUGACCAUUCAACCCCACGAGGUCGCGGCCGAGUCUGGCAUGAGUCGAUCUCACGGGCCGUCAUCGAAGAAGCUCAAGCUUACCAUCCGUCCUGAGCGGGCGCAACGCUGA